Messenger RNA from Dujonia railenensis, 2256 nucleotides. The record is from the annotation of a GenBank genome assembly. Lineage: Eukaryota; Fungi; Ascomycota; Pichiomycetes; Serinales; Debaryomycetaceae.
AUGAUUCUAGCUAAACAAACUGGCUAUACAGAAUCUCUGCAGAUCCAUGAAUUAUCCUUAGAAAAUUUACAUAGUAAAGACAAGGAGAAUAGUAAUAAAGACCACCACAUGCCAAACAAGGUCAAAAUCAGGGAUGAGGAUUUGUUAGAUCCCCCCUCCACAACACUAAACAAGGUGUUUUUACCAGCCAGUCCAACGUCAUUCAAAGUUUCACCUUCUGAAGCGUCAGACGAGACAAAUGAAACUUCGCCUAGCUCAGUGGAGCAAAUCGAUGAGGAUACCUCGGAUAACACAAAUGUCCUUGAGACUGAGAGUAUUGAUGAUCAUUUGUUGUACACAAAGACAAACGAAACGCAAACACAUCCGGCAGAUACCGAAAAGAAUCAAGAAAUAGAGCAUCGUGAACAAGCUUAUAGGCAUAGUACUGAGCAGAAACACGAACACGAGCAAUAUCAAGAGCACGAAGAGCCGGGGGAAGAAGCACCACUUCUUGGCCAUACCUUCAAUUCGCACAAAUUCACUUCUUCAAACAAUAAUCUUACAAAAAUACAUGAUAUUGAUCCACAUCAUAUACCGGAUGAUAUGAUUGAAACCCAAGAAGUCCGCACUGGAACCUACAAGAAUAAUGAUAUUAAUAAUAAUAAUGAUAUUUAUAAUGAUAAUAAUAAGAAUAGCAAUAGCAAUGGCAUAAAUCAUAGAAUGACUUUGAAAAAUAGAAGACACACAACACCUGCAUCACAGUUAAUCAGUAAACAAGCACAGCAAAACAAAAAUAGCAAUCAUAAAUCUCAAACUGAUAUUACUCCAAAACCUCCAGCUUCCAGAAAUACAUUUUCGUCCACGACAUCGGUUCCUAUGGUAACGGGAGCUACUUAUAAAACUAGAUCAAGAACUUCUAUGGACCUCAAUGUGAGGCAAGAUUCCACGAACUCAGAGAUAAAUCGAAUGAGAAACUCCAUAUUAGUACGUCGAAACAUAAAGAAGAAGAGGAAGGAGUUUUUGGAAGAUGAAAAGGUCUUGGUUGGAAAUAAGAUUAGUGAGGGCCACGAAAAUUUCGUAAUGGCUUAUAAUAUGUUAACUGGUAUUAGAGUUGCUGUUUCAAGAAAUGCUGGCAUAAUGAAGAAAAUUAAUGAUGAAGAUUUUUCCACUACUAAGAAGUUAUCUUUUAACAUGGAUGGGAGCGAAUUAACUCCUUCUUCAAAGUAUGAUUUCAAAUUUAAAGAUUAUAGUCCGGCAGUGUUUCGAGAACUUCGUUCCAUUUUCGGGUUAGAUCCCGCAGACUACCUUGUGUCAAUUACUGGGAAAUAUAUCUUAAGUGAAUUGGGGUCCCCUGGAAAAUCAGGCUCCUUUUUCUAUUAUUCCCGAGACUAUAGGUUUAUUAUUAAAACUAUUCAUCAUAGUGAACAUAAACAAUUGAGAAGAUCUUUAAAACAGUAUUACGAGCACGUUAAAUCCAAUCCAAAUACAUUAGUGUCACAAAUCUAUGGGUUGCAUAGAGUUAAGAUUCCUGCUUUUGGUGCAAAUAACGGAGGCGGUGGACUGAAAAAGGUACAUUUUCUUGUAAUGAACAAUUUAUUCCCACCACACAGGGAUAUCCAUGUUAAAUAUGAUUUGAAAGGGUCCACUUGGGGUAGAACCACUAGAUUGGAUGAAACUUUAGAAGGCAAGGCCAAGGAAGAUAAUGUAGCUUCCCACACAUUAAAAGAUCUCAACUGGUUAGAAAGGAAAGACACCAUUAAGUUUGGACCGUUAAAGAAGAAGCUAUUUUUUGAUCAAUUGGAAAGCGAUGUUAGAUUCUUGGAAAAGAUCAAUGUAAUGGAUUAUUCACUUUUGCUAGGAAUUCAUGAUACCAAAAGGGGCAAUUCAAUGAGCAACGAAGUCUAUAAGAAAUUAUCUGUUUUUGAUCCCAAGCUGGCCAAUAAGGCAGAUUUGAUUAAUACAAAUCCAAGAGACAUUGAUAGAAUUAAUGACUUGCCCACAAAUGUUUUCCCAGGAAGGUCACAGUAUAUAUUUUAUGGUCAUGAUGGAGGCAUUAGGGCAACAAAUGAGGAUAACGAUCCAUUGGGAGAAAUCUACUACCUUGGUAUUAUAGAUUGCUUAACAAACUAUUCGGUCAAAAAGAGAUUGGAAACAUUCUGGAGAUCAUUAAGCCAUGCCAGACAAACUAUAAGUGCCGUUCCAUCUAAGGAAUACGGAGAUAGAUUUUUGAAUUUUAUUAAGAAAGGGGUAACAACUCCUAAAAAGAAAGUUAGCUAG